AUGUCAAAGGUGUCUUUUGAGGGUAUAAUCACUGAAGAUGACAAAAGGCCACAUUGGGAAAAUAAAACCCAAUACCUUUUAAGCUGCAUUGGAUUUGCUGUAGGCUUUGGAAAUUUAUGGCGUUUUCCCUAUUUGUGCCAUAUUUAUGGCGGAGGUGCAUUCUUGAUUCCCUAUGCCAUUGCUCUGGUGUUUGAAGGAAUCCCAAUAUUUCAUCUUGAACUAGCUAUUGGACAGUUCUUGAGGAAAGGCAGCAUUGGAGUCUGGAGUCAUAUUUCACCCUAUCUAGGAGGAAUUGGCUACGCUUGCAUGAUGAUAUCAUUCAUAGUAGGCAAGUAUUAUAAUAUGAUUAUUGCCUGGGUGUUGUGGUACCUGGGAAACUCUUUCAAAGAACCCUUGCCUUGGAGCAUCUGCCUGAAUGAGGCCAGCAAAUGGGUGGACCUCAUCAAAGAAUGUGAUCAUAGCUCUGAAUCCAAUUACUUUUGGUACAGAUACACACUGAACAUCAGCAUGGACAUCACACAGACUGGCCCUGUUCUUUGGUGGUUGGUUGUAUCUUUGGCCAGUUCCUGGAUCAUUGUGUACCUCUGUACAGUUCAAGGAAUUGAAUCAACUGGAAAGGCAAUUUAUAUUUCAAUCUCUUUUCUAUAUGUAACUUUAACUGCAUUCCCUAUUUAUGCACUGACUCUCCCAGGAGCUAUUCAAGGGCUAUUUUAUCUCUUCAUUCCUGAUUUCACAGUCCUAAAAAAUCCACGUACAUGGCUUGAUGCAGCCACCCAGAGUUUCUCCUCCCUUUCUUUAGUGUUUGGAGGACAUAUAGCAUAUUCAAGCUACAAUCCACAAAAAAAUGACUGUGAAAAAGAUUCUGUCAUAAUAGCCACAGUGGACUGUUUAACAUCUAUAUAUAUAAUAUAUACCUCAAUUACCAUUUUUUCAAUUCUUGGGUUCAAAGCAACAAUAAACUAUGGGGACUGUUUGGAUAGGUCUUCAUUAGGUAUAAUAUGCUUUGCCUCCUUUUUGUUGGGUCUCCUUUUUACCACACGAUCAGGAAGCUACUGGAUUGAAGUGUUUGAUAACUACGGAGGAAGCAUACCAUUGCUGAUCAUUUCUUUAUUUGAACUGUACGGUGUUGUAUAUGUUUAUGGACUGAAAAGGUUCUGUGAUAACAUGGAAUGGAUGACUGGAAGGCCAGUACAUUUCUACUGGAAAGCAUCCUGGCAGUUUAUCAGUCCUCUGCUAAUGCUUUCAAUCCUUUUGAGCUAUCUAGCUGUUCAGCGGCCAUCAACCUACACUGCAUGGAAUCCAAGCUAUGAAGGGUUUCCUUUGAAAGAGUCCAAAUUUUAUCCACGCUCGGUUUUAUUCAUUGGUGCCUCGCUUGUGGUCCUACCAUGCAUAUUUAUUCCAACUGGUGCUAUUUACCAUUUUAAAGAAGUAUUGCUGAAAAGGAAGAAGAAACAAGUCCUUCAUCAAUGUGAAAGCACCGAAGGCAACUGAUGCUCUGGGAUUCUA
Pseudonaja textilis is the source of this 1506-nucleotide messenger RNA. The record is from RefSeq and is a predicted model, not a curated record. NCBI's taxonomy places the organism in Eukaryota, Metazoa, Chordata, Lepidosauria, Squamata, Elapidae.